AUGCAAGGGCAGAGGAAUUCUGUCGAACAGCUAGCUGACGUCUUCGGGUUUGAUCAUGGGUCUGGUUCAGGCAACCCUGUCAUGGACCAGCAGGCGUACUGGAACAACAUGCUUGGAGCAGCAGACUCGCAGAACCUCCAAGGUUAUGAGAUGAACCGCGGCGACGGGGCCAUUCCGUAUAGAAGCGAGGCACAUCAAGAUGGCCAGUUCUUAGGCUUUUGGGGGUCAGGUGAAGCUAGUUCAAGCGGCAAUGCGCUGAACUAUGGGAGCUCUAACGCGAUCAAAGCUGAGCAUCUGAACAUUGGUGGUGGUUUGAGGAUUGGCGAGAGGCGCCUGGCUGCUGAACACAACCUUUCUCUGGAUAAUGUGGACAUAAGCCUUAAUAAUGCCAGUAGCCAUGAUCUAUUCGGUCAGAGUUCAAAUGCCAACAGCGCCUCUCAAGGCAAACAGCAACAUGCUGGCAGUUCCCGUGCUGAUGCCACCGCCCAGGCCACGGAGCUAAGAUUGCAUCCUUACAGAGCUUUCGUUUUAGACGACGAGCAGCCAGAGCCGUUCCCUUCUAUGAAUGCUUUCCAAAAUCCUUUGGGUAAUUUUCCCCUGAUGCCAGAGGACAUGGAUCAAAGACCAGGCAGUUCCCUGGAUGGUCGUCGUUUAGCUUGCAAGAGGAAAAACAUUGAGGGUGUCCAUGGGCAAUUUUCAGCAGGUGCUAGCACAAGUUUUUCCCACAGAAACGAUAAUGCCUUCCAUGGUAUUCCUUCUUCAAGUUUCAAUCCAGCUCCUGGUCCAAAUGUAUCCUCUCAUAACUUUUUGUUAGCUCCAAGUUCCAUUGAGGAACAACUCUCGCAUUAUGGAGCUGCUACAGGAAUGCCAUCUAGUAGCUACAAUCAUCCCAGUGGAGGCAAUAAUAAUUCAGGAAAUUCAGAGAGAAGUUUUCGGGCAAGAACUGCCACCGCUCAGCAGGUUAGCCCCUAUGGUGUAUGGCCCUCUUCAGGUUCUAUCAGGCAACCUGGUUCAUGGUAUCACCAGGCACCUGCUUUUCAGCGCGCAUUUGAUGAACUAGAAGAGUCUAUGCCUGUGGUCAGUGGAAUCAACUUGCAAUACCAGCAUCCUGGAAAUGUAGUCCCUGGUAUUCCACAAACCGCACACCGUUUCACUGGCCAUGGAGCUUCAUCAUCAAGAGCUGGCAGUUUGGACAACAUAAUUCUUGGUAGAGAGGAAGUUACUGGGAGGAAUCUUGUAGCUCCCAGCUACCCUAAUGCAUCAGCCCCUCUUGCUGCAGUAGACAUGAGACAUUUGGUGCCAGAAUUGUCUAACUGGAAUUCUGACAAUCCUGGUGCUACCAUCCCUGGAAAUGUGUCUUCUGUAUCAAGAGCUAAUGCCAGUUCAACGAUUAGUCGACCAGCAGGCUCAACAUCUCUCGCUCAUCAGAACCUGCAUCGACGGCAUCCUAGAAAUUUAUCAGAGGAGAUAGGCCGUCUAUCUGGAGCGCUUCGUGGUCCUCAGCACCCGCGCUUAAGGUCAGGGUUUCUAUUGGAACGUCAAGGUGAUGGUGUUUGGGGUGUUCCAUUACCGAUGAGGAAUAGUAGGGAGGGAAGAAGAUUAAUGGAGAUACGGAAUGCACUAGAAAUGAUUCAGAGAGGGGAGAAUGUCAGAUUUGAGCAGUCUAUUUUCUAUGGCGGUGUCGAGAUUCAUGAUAGACACAGGGAUAUGCGUCUUGACAUAGACAAUAUGUCUUAUGAGGAACUAUUAGCACUGGAGGAAAGAAUAGGAAAUGUUAGCACUGGGCUCACCGAGAACGAUGUGAUGAAGCUCCUGAAGCAAAGGAAAUUCUCGUCAUGGAGAUUAUCAUCUAUGGAAUGUGAGCCAUGUUGUAUUUGUCAGGAGGAAUAUGUGGACGGAGAUGAUCUUGGGACGCUUCACUGCGGGCACGACUUCCAUGCGAGCUGCAUCAGGCAAUGGCUGGUGGUGAAGAACCUGUGUCCGAUCUGCAAGAACACCGCCCUGAAGACCUAA
This is a messenger RNA of Triticum turgidum subsp. durum (durum wheat), 2013 nucleotides long. The record is from the annotation of a GenBank genome assembly. Lineage: Eukaryota; Viridiplantae; Streptophyta; Magnoliopsida; Poales; Poaceae.